UCUUUUGACACAGCAAUUCUCCCACGCGAUGUUUGCAUUCCGCUCAUUUCAGUCUUGUGUUUACGUUUUGCUCUGUUCCGGCGUGCAAAAUACUGUAAAAUGUUCGAUCACGCGUUUGCGGAAGCGAACGUUAAAAGCGAUUGCGUACCAAACUUCUGGAAAGCAAUAGACAUUUAUCUGUUUAAAACACACGUUAUCAAUAGAAAGUUGUUUGGUGUAAAGAAUGUCGCUAUCCUACCGUUUAAAGUUGCUGUACCAUCGGCAGAUAAGCGGGACUAUCUACUGGAUCCAAUGAUCGGAACGGAUGUGGAAGCGGUUGAGGAAGAAUGUCGGCAGAUUCUCGUGGGCCAAGGAUAUCAAGUCCAGGUGGACAAACCAGCUAGCUGUUCCAUCGAUUAUCUAUCGCAGCGCGAUCAUGAUGGUGUUAUCGUACUGAAUCGUUUACUACCGAAAAACAUUGCCGUUUCCGAUCCAAUCCAUGUUAUAUGCUUGAUCGAUUUUAGGUCGUUCAGUGUGCAGCUGCAGUGUUUGGAAAAGGGUAAAGCUUCUAGUUUAUUUCCAACGUUUCCCCACCUGCUGCAAGUAUCGCAGGAAACGCUUUCCAUACGUUACCGAUCAACCGAUACACACGAAGAACGAUGGCUCUAUUGGAUGCGGAAAAUCCUGCUGGGAAGGAUACAGCGAUGGAUGGAAACAAGCGUUCCCAUGGACGCAACUGGUACCAGUACGGCUGCACUACAAUCCCUUGCUCUCCUGGACGAUUUGGAAGAGUACAACCGGCUUUUUAAUGAGCUGAAACAAAAGUACGGUCUCUCGAUGGUAGCCAUUUGGCCCGAGUGUACCGACCCGCAAAAGUUCGUUUUCGAAGACAUCGCAAUCGCAGCAUACUUACUGACGCUGUGGAAAAAGGAACGUGCCGCGAACGGAAUCGAGCAGCUGCAGUCGUUUGUGGAUAUUGGUUGCGGAAAUGGGUUGCUGGUGUACAUUCUCGCAUCGGAAGGCCAUCGAGGGUAUGGCAUAGACUUGCGGAAACGUAAGCUGUGGGACCUUUACCCGGCCGAACCGAAGGUAGAUUUGCGCGUCGAAACGAUCGUACCCUCGAACGCUUCCCUGUUUCCCACCAUUGAUUGGAUCAUUGGCAAUCAUUCGGAUGAGCUAUCACCGUGGAUUCCGGUCAUUGCAGCACGAAGCUCCUAUAGCUGUCGAUUUUUCCUACUGCCCUGCUGCCCGUACGAUUUCGAUGGAUGUAAAUACCAGCGACAGAACUGUUCCCUCAGUCAGUAUGGGGACUUUCUAAACUACACAACGGAAAUUGCACGCACCUGUGGGUUUGUAGUGGCAAUCGAUCGUCUACGGAUACCCAGCACCAAGCGAGUGUGUCUGGUGGGCAGUAAAAGGACGUACCCGGAACAGGAACACGAACAACGGGACGCAAAAAUAAGAUUAUUCAUCAAUCAACGGCCGCAACAUGAAACGAUGCACAGUGGCAGAGAAGAGUCCGGAGCUACCGAGGCUUGGUCGGCAAACUUCAAACCCAGAGAAAGUGUCGAAAAGGUACGAAACUGUACGAAAAUCGAUCGUUCCGUCGUGGACAAGAUCGUGUCGAUUGUGUUCGAGCAGCUCCUGACAAAGCGAUGCGUUCCGGAAGAAUUCGCCGACCGUAACUGGAAUGCCGGUGGAAGGAUACCGCUCGAGGCACUGGUGAAAAUGAUACCGCAGGAGUAUCUUACCGCGAUGAAGGCUGAGUGCGGAGGGCUACAAACGUUGCUGCGCAACAAUCAUCAAAUUUUUCGUGUAGAAAAGGGCACGGUGAAGCUCAGAAUGCCUGCAAAGGUGUCGGAUGCGUUGGGCGAGCAGGUGGUCAGGAAGAUGACUCGAAAGUCGAAUUUCAAACCGACCAACUUUAAGCAACGUGUUUGCUGGUUUUACACCAACCAUCCUGAUGGUUGCCCGUUGCUGGAGAGUGAAUGUAGAUUUAACCAUGGCAAUUGAUGCCGCUUUUGCUUUCCCCCAGAGUUACAAUACAAUAUUUAAAAAUUGUAUUUAUCCCUUUUCUACUUCGGCACUACAGGCUCAGCAGCGUCCCAUUUCUGGUUUCUUUGUCUUAGUUUUACCCGAAGCAGGACAGUUGGUUAGAGACUGGUACCAGAGGGACGGUACGGGUGGAUUUUGCUAACAGUUGAAUAUAAACUACAUUCUCAACAACCGUUAUUUACACGA
Messenger RNA from Anopheles stephensi (Asian malaria mosquito), 2220 nucleotides. RefSeq names its product probable tRNA (uracil-O(2)-)-methyltransferase. The record is from RefSeq and is a predicted model, not a curated record. Gene Ontology annotation, molecular function: metal ion binding; tRNA (uridine) methyltransferase activity. Gene Ontology annotation, biological process: tRNA methylation. NCBI's taxonomy places the organism in Eukaryota, Metazoa, Arthropoda, Insecta, Diptera, Culicidae.